UACCCUUUUUACCAAUUCGAGAAGGAAAAGAAUAUUGUGUUUCUUUCUUUGAACGCAAUGUAUUCUAAAAUUAAACUAUUAGAUAUUAUACUAUUAUAGUUUAUACAGUAUCUAAAGAUAUCAUAACAUUGUUGUGAUGACUGAAAAUGAAAAAGAAAUUUUGUCUUUCGAACUACACGAGGAAGACGGAACUAAUCAACUAUGCAAUGGCGAGGAAUUGUCGUCAAGUCUAGAACACGGAAAUAAGAAUGUCGAUAGUGGAUGGGCUUGGGUUGUUUUAGCAGGUGCCACUGUACAGUUCUGUAUAAUGGGUUCUGUGACAAAAGGUAUGGGUGUAUUCUUCAAUGGAUUUAUAGAUCAUUUUGAAUCCUCGUCUGCUGUGACGUCAAUUAUACCAGGUGUAUUUCAUGCCACUUAUAGUUUUUUCUCUCUACCGUUUUUAACCAUUGGUUUGCGAUUUUUCUCAACACGCCAGCUUGUGGUGACGGCAGGUAUCUUAUCAGGGACGUCUUUUAUCAUUGCAAGCCUAGCCAAUUCAGUUAAGGUACUGAUCUUCACAUAUGGAGUUAUAUUAGGAAUUUCAUUUGCUCUAUUACAUGGACCAGUUUCAUAUUUGAUUGGAGUAUAUUUUGUUAAUAGGAGAAAUUUAGCACAAUCAAUAUGUGGAUCAGGAUUUGGAUUAGGAGGGCUGAUUUUUCCACCUAUUUAUACAUAUCUUAUAGAAAUAUAUGGACUUAGAGGUGGCUUAUUACUAACAGGGGGAGUUCAAUUAAAUAUUGUUGCAUUUGCUUUACUUCUGAGACCACUAUCUAGUGAUGUCUUCAAAGAAAGGAAAACAAAAACUGAAAAACAAGAAAAUAAUGAAAAUACGACAGCUUCUAAAUCUACACCAGAAACUCCAGUUUCUCCAGAAGAACUACAGAAUUUUUUGAACAAAAAGCAGAAUAUUGAAGGGAACUAUGAUUGUAAGGAGAGUAUAGUUUGUUCUAGAACAAGACAGUCUGUUCUAAGCAGGCUAUUACAAUGGUUGACCGUCAUAGUGGAUUACACCCUAUUCAAGCAUUGGUUCAUGCGUGUUUAUAUUGGAGUCUUUUGUGUUGGGUGUAUAGGAGUAAUAUAUAAUGUUAUUUAUAUAGCACCAUUUGCAAAAGAUAAUGAUAUUAGUGUGAGCGAUGUUGCAAUUCUCGUCUCUAUAGUAAACACGUGUGACUUUAUCGGACGUAUUAUGAAUGGUGUUAUAACCAGUUUCAUUACAGCAAUAAGUAUGGCAUUAGCUCCUUUAUACACAAAAUAUUGGCACUUUGUAGUUUAUGGAGUAAUUAGUGGACUUAAUGCAGGUUGUCUUCUUGCGUUGACUCCAGCAAUUAUUGGAGAUUUUCUAGGAAUGGAAAAUUUUAGGUCAGCAAUGGGGAUACUUAUGUUCGGCGAAGGUAUAACAACCGGUCUAGCAGCUCCAUUUAUAGGUUAUCUAAGGGAUAUAACUGGAAGUUACGUAGCUUCGCUGUAUUUCAUGUCAGCAUGCAGCUUGCUUUCUGCGAUAAUUUUUAUUGGAGGUCUUUUGGGGAAACGUCCCUGGACGUUAAGAAACAAACAACCAAAUGUUCUUGGGAAACGAACAUCACUGUGAAAAGUAUAUAGAUGACAGAAACAUUUUUAAUGGAGUAUACAACAAGCCAACAAAAAUAUGGAGGACAGCAUCUUUUUUUAACAGAAGAAACCCGUUUAUGUAAUAUUUCAAGCUCUUAAUCGCCUCGAC
Molecule: messenger RNA, 1756 nt
Organism: Mytilus trossulus (common blue mussel)
Lineage: Eukaryota; Metazoa; Mollusca; Bivalvia; Mytilida; Mytilidae
Product: monocarboxylate transporter 13-like
Exons: 5
Coding region: 137-1627 (496 amino acids)
Biological process (GO): transmembrane transport
Cellular component (GO): membrane
Molecular function (GO): monocarboxylic acid transmembrane transporter activity
Source: RefSeq, a predicted model, not a curated record